UAUCAUCAAAAUCCAACAACUCAGAAUUUCAAAAUGUGUCCAUCCAUCUUGCAUUCCAAGCACAAUAUUUAUGUAAAAGUUUCCCUAACACUUUAUUUAUGAUAAUUCGUUUAUUUUUUUCCCUAAUAUUUGGAUAAUACGAGCGUUCAGAAAAAUAAAAAUAAAAAAGAUAUUGAAGGAAGAAAACCGGAGGCCAAGACAAAUAAUGCCCCUCUUCUCUUUCUAUACCAUCUCUGAUCUCUCUCUCUCUCUCUUAAAUUAUCUCUUCCUUCUACUGAGAGAAAGUUCAUAGUUUAAUUCCACCAAAUAUCCCCUUCUCUCUCUCCCUCUCGCUCCGCCGUCGGUCCUCUCGAUCGGCACCGUUACUCGUCGUGUUGCUCCCGGUUGUUUCCUCCAAGAAAAAUGAACGGGAAGGAUUUCCGAUUGGCUUUACUGGGUCAGGAUUUCGUUUGAUUUUCAAUCCUUUUCUCCGCGAGAAAUUCCGUCGUUCGCGCGAGCGGAAAAAGCACAGAGCUUUAGGGUUGUUGGGGGUAGGAAAUCAUCAUGGAGCCUCGCGUUGGUAAUAAGUUUCGUCUCGGUCGAAAGAUCGGCAGCGGAUCGUUUGGAGAGAUCUAUCUCGGUACUAAUGUUCAAACAAACGAGGAGGUUGGAAUUAAGCUCGAAAAUGUGAAGACAAAGCAUCCUCAGUUGCUUUAUGAAUCGAAGUUGUACAAAAUACUUCAAGGAGGAACUGGAAUUCCGAAUGUCAAAUGGUUUGGAGUGGAAGGAGAGUACAAUGUUCUUGUGAUGGAUUUGCUGGGACCGAGUCUGGAAGAUCUAUUCAACUUUUGCAGUAGGAAAAUGUCUCUCAAGACUGUUCUCAUGCUUGCGGACCAAAUGAUUAAUCGAGUUGAAUUUGUCCACUCCAAAUCGUUCCUACAUCGAGAUAUCAAACCUGAUAACUUUCUAAUGGGUUUGGGGAGGCGUGCCAAUCAGGUCUACGUUAUCGACUUUGGGCUAGCUAAGAAGUAUCGGGACACUUCCACUCAUCAACACAUUCCUUACAGGGAGAACAAGAAUUUGACAGGAACUGCAAGAUAUGCAAGCAUGAAUACUCAUCUUGGGAUUGAACAAAGCCGCCGGGAUGAUCUGGAAUCGCUCGGAUAUGUUCUUAUGUACUUCCUCAGAGGAAGUCUUCCUUGGCAGGGACUACGUGCUGGAACUAAAAAGCAGAAGUAUGAGAAGAUUAGUGAAAAAAAGGUGUCAACUUCUAUUGAGGCUCUAUGUCGAGGUUACCCUACUGAAUUUGCAUCCUAUUUUCAUUAUUGCCGGUCAUUGCGUUUCGAUGACAAGCCUGAUUAUGCAUACCUGAAAAGGCUAUUCCGUGAUCUUUUCAUUCGCGAAGGUUUCCAGUUUGAUUAUGUUUUUGACUGGACUAUAUUGAAAUAUCAGCAGUCACAGAUUGCUAAUCCUCCUGCUCGUGCUGUUGGUCCCACUGCUGGACCAAGUGCGGGAAUGCCACCUAUUGGUACUAAUGCUGGUAGACAAGGUGGGAGUGGAGAAGAAAGUAAACCUGGUUGGUCUUCAAGCGAUCCUCGAAGGAGAACUUCAGGACCAAUUCUAAGUUCGGCAACUUUAUCCAAGCUAAAGAGCCCUCUCGGCAAUGAUGCAAAAGAUGCUCCGUUAUCUGGCUCAAACCAUAUGCGAACUAGCUCCUCUACUAGAAGACCUGCAAUAGCAAGUACUCAUGACUCCACUCAAGCUGUACCUUCCACAGCAAGAAACAGCAACUCGAACAGUAAGAACUUGGAAUCAGCUCUUAGAGGCAUUGAGAGCCUCCGGUUCAAUAUCGAUGAGAGCGUGAUUCAUUAGGCACAGAGAGAAAGCCUAUCUUAAUCCCGAGAAAAUGGUUUGCCCUUCACUGUAAAGUUGAGAUCUUUAUACUCUUGGUGAAUCGGACAUGGAAAUGUCGAAUUCCCAUGUUUGCGGUCGUUAUAUUAUCGUUGGGUUGCUGCAAACCUUGUGCAAACAAAUUAUGGUGCUAACUUUGUCCGUCUGUUUUUACUCGUCGAGUGGAUUCUAGGGGUCGAUGAUGAUGGAGCUCAUGAAUUCAUGUAUAGCAGUAAAUCUUUUCUAGAGCACCCAUUAUAGUUUUCAGAUCCAUAAAAUGCAAGCAAAAUAAAGAGCCAAGACUAUAUUGCUGCUGCUGAUGUACAUCCUCUGUACGUUUGAAUUGUACUCUACUGCUCAGGAGAUCACGACCUUCCUUUUCUCUAGAAUGUGGCUGAAUCUGACUUUUUGAUGAAUCAGAAUGUGGCUGAAGUGCUUCUUUCACAUCUUAGCGAGAACCCAAUUUGGUGUUAUUUGGUAUUAGCUUGAAAUUUCUUACUGUCUUCAUCUAAUUGCAUUGAUGGUCAUAGAUAUUUUGUAGUCUUCACAGAUUAGCCAUUGAGUCAAUUGAGAACUACAACAUGGUUAACUGAAUCGUUAUUCGUCCCUCUAAAAUUUAAAUUAUUUCGCCCUAAAUCGUGCUAAAUUGAUGUUUAUAUCCCUAUACCCAUUUUCAAUCACUAAUCCCUAACUCGGAUUGCCGCCGCUGUCGUUCCCCCAAAAAUGUCAGCCCCAAUCCAAAACGACAGUGUAAAAAGUCCAUAUUACCCGACUCGACCCACUUACCUCCCUAGCACUUACAGUAGCAGCCGCCGCCGUAGCAGCAAAGGAGAAGGAGUAAAGCAUUAGGGGUCGG
Messenger RNA from Linum trigynum, 2725 nucleotides. Lineage: Eukaryota; Viridiplantae; Streptophyta; Magnoliopsida; Malpighiales; Linaceae. The record is from the annotation of a GenBank genome assembly.